Messenger RNA from Aspergillus sclerotioniger CBS 115572, 510 nucleotides. RefSeq lists its product as uncharacterized. Bases 55 to 225 code for a protein of 56 amino acids. The transcript has a single exon. Lineage: Eukaryota; Fungi; Ascomycota; Eurotiomycetes; Eurotiales; Aspergillaceae. The record is from RefSeq and is a predicted model, not a curated record.
GGCAAAGCUAUAUGCUACGGAGAUCGUGUUGAGUUGCAAGAACGUUGGGUUCAAAUGAGAGCUUGCUUUCGGUUCUUCUCUUCUCCUUUCGGUUCUUUCCUUUUCCUUCUCUUCGUUGAUUCUUUUGGUUUCCUAAACAGAAUGCAUCACUUGUACUGUGGCAGUUGGAGACACUGGCAGGUCGUGGGUAGGAAACAGUUGCAGCCGCUGUAUUUCCAAGGAUAAUUACAUUGACAGUUUUCGGUUUCACUGGAUCGUUGUCAAGUCAAUUCCAGGGACACGUUAGACACGGUCCGUUCCCGCAUAGUCAACCAUGGAUGCGAUGAUCUCGGUUAGCCGUCGAGUAGGUCCGCGUGUAUAUACCUAUGCUACUACUCGGCAGGCUGACAAUUAGUGAUAAGAUGGACGUCUAGGACCGGGAGACCAAGAUUGUCCUACCAUGACGGCCAUUGAUAGAAUAAACCAGCCGUGCCUCGUCAUCGCCUCCCAAAGACGGUGAUUUGGGCCAGG